Molecule: messenger RNA, 1148 nt
Organism: Syngnathus typhle (broad-nosed pipefish)
Lineage: Eukaryota; Metazoa; Chordata; Actinopteri; Syngnathiformes; Syngnathidae
Gene: mrps24
Product: mitochondrial ribosomal protein S24
Exons: 4
Coding region: 147-716 (189 amino acids)
Biological process (GO): translation
Cellular component (GO): mitochondrion
Source: RefSeq, a predicted model, not a curated record
CGGUUGCAGCAUGUAUAGUCAUCCGUUACGAGAGAAAUUAUAUUGUUCCGUACCGAGUUCUCCAUUUAUUUUCAAGCUUAUACGUGUAAAUCAAACUCGAUUCAAGUAGUUCCUUGGUCAAUUCAAUUUUAUGAAUUGCGUUUUGUAUGUUGUGCCAAAACAAGGACAAAGUGAAUGUAAAUUGUGUUAGCCUCGUAAACAGUGAGAGCAAGAUGGCGACGCCCUUGAGCAGCACAGGAUGCUUGAACUUCCUGGCUGCAGCGAGCAGGGCAAGUACACUCGGGAGCCGAAAGCUUCACGUCACAGCAGUGUGCUGCAAGAACCGAGCUGCUCGCAUCAGAGUGGGGAAAGGCGAUCGUCCUCUGACCUACGAACAAGCCCUGAAACCUCACCACAUCGCCCACCACAAAGGAUGGCUAUCGCAGCACACCAGUAACCUCAAGGGCGAGGACGGCGCGGCGGAGCGCGCCGUCGAAGACGCCUUCAUCCGUCGCUUGAUGUUCGGCACCUUCCACGGCUGCCUGGCCGACGAGCUGGUGAUCAAGCGGCGCGGCAACGCGCUGACGGUGUGCGCCCUCAUGCUGCAAAAGCUGCCGCCGACGAAAUUCUACUUCCUGAUUGGAUACGCCGAGUCGCUGCUGUCGCACUUCUACAAAUGUCCCGUCAAGCUGGACGUGCAGACGCUGCAGGAGAAGCAAGUGUACAAAUAUCUGUGACGGCCUUCGACUUCCCCUUUGCUGUCACGCAAAGCCAGCCCUUUCCUUGCUCCAAUUUAUUUGAGAAAUUGCCCAUGACGGACACUCACCGGGCCUACUUGAAAAAAUAAAAAGGGGGGGGGGGGCGGCAAAAAAAGUGUAGUCAUGUUCACGCACUCACUGAUUUUGUUUUGUUUGGAACUAUGGGUCCUCGUCUUGAAGUGUGUGUGUGUGUGUGUGUUUCACCAAAACCACUGGGUUCUGAGCUAAAAGCGGAGACAAUAAGCUUUCUGCUUUUGCACGGCCUUUGCCAUUCAGGCCAUCUUUGUGACAGACUGUCUACAACAAAUCUGAUUCUUCUUCUUCUUCUUAUACACCAGUUUCCAAUUUCAGCCCAAUUGAAACUGGAAUUUAAAACAAAUGUAAAGCACAUUCAAGAAAGACUAUUUUUCA